Messenger RNA from Venturia canescens, 6216 nucleotides. RefSeq names its product wolframin ER transmembrane glycoprotein wfs1 (gene wfs1). Gene Ontology annotation, biological process: calcium ion homeostasis; endoplasmic reticulum unfolded protein response. Gene Ontology annotation, molecular function: protein binding. Gene Ontology annotation, cellular component: endoplasmic reticulum membrane. The coding region runs from base 374 to 3022 and encodes 882 amino acids. NCBI's taxonomy places the organism in Eukaryota, Metazoa, Arthropoda, Insecta, Hymenoptera, Ichneumonidae. The record is from RefSeq and is a predicted model, not a curated record. The transcript is spliced from 5 exons.
GAUGUUCAAGAAAACUGGGUUUCUACUUCUCAGCCCUUUUUGCACUUUCAUGGCUACUCUUUGCAUCUCUAUAAAAUCGAUUAUGCAUGUCAUCAGCUGGUGAAGUCAAUCGCGUCUAUUGACACAACCGACACAAGGACAAAAAAGUAUAAAUAUCCGUUCGUACAAGUGUGCAGUUUUGGUGCGUGUGUCGCGACUUUCUACCUUUGUAUGAAUUUGUCCGAUCGCUGAUGUCACGAAAAAUGUAAAAAAGUGAGAGAAAACACGACACAUUACACAUCUUCAUGUAUUCGUAUAUUUACAAAUCGACUUCGGAGGAUACGUAUAAAGCGAAAGUUGUUUUGCUUUUACUGUGCGAGUAAGAUCCCAGAGCAUGGCCGGCGUCGUGCCACUGUCUGGUAGAACAGCAAGAAAACAGUGGAUACUUCACGAUGGUCUUAAAGGAUCCUUGCGAGGACUUCAAUCCGCAUUGGCAGAGGAUGGAUGCCCGGAGUCACAAGUUGUCCUGGCUAAACAAUUGUUGGACGAGAGAUGCGAAUUGAACGUUGAUAAAGAAGAAAACGCCAAGCUCGGAGUUUAUUGGCUGACCAAAGCGUCUGAACAAGGAAACUUAGAGGCGACUGACAUCUUGAAAAAAUGUUUAGCAACGGGGCGUGGAAUUACAGAGCAUAAUUAUUAUGACGUUAAGGGUUGUCUGGACAUGUCGCAAGAUGAAAAAUUGGCAAGACGAGCAGCCCGAGAGAUGUUUACCAGCCUUUCAAACGGCGAAGACUUCGUAACGACGGAGCAGCUUGGAAGACGAAUGAGAAAAUUAGGAAACUCUCAUGAGACAGAGACAAACUGCGUUGAGAGGCUAUCGAGUACUCACUACGAAAGAUCGAGUGGUAGCGAAAAGCAAAAGUGUUUAGACAACAAAAAUGGAGAGAAUUUGACUGAGAGUAGAAAAGGUGGUCUGAGCGAAGGGGACGGAGUGGAUGGGCAUCGUUUGACAGCACGUGGAAUAAUCGAGUAUGGCGAAGUGUUAGAAAAUCAGGGUGAAAAGAUAACAGAGGCAGCUUUAGUAUCAGCUGCAACGAGUUAUGCUCGAGGGUUGCUACCAAUAGUAUCACAUGCAAUUUGCACUUUGGAGCGUCCGGAGAUGCGAUUAGACGCAAUACCAUUGCUCCAGAGACCGUUCGUUCAUCCUUUCGAAUCUUUGAAACGUCUCUACAUUUGGAUAAUCGAAAGACUGGGCAAGCGUCAUUUUCCAAUGGGAAAAAUGAUAUUCGCCUCAAAUAUCCCAACGCUGCUUCUUCUUCUCGUUUACUCGAUGCUCGGCACGGAAAACCUCGUUCUUUUCGUUCCAAUGGGACUCUACUAUCUCUCGUUUCUCGUAAUGGUUAUCGCGACAUUUCAAAUGCUUCAAAGCAAACGAGAGCUGAGUGAAUUUCGUGCCUGGUCCGGUUUAUUUCUCAGUUAUUCCGGUGGCAAUUUAAAUGCUCAAGAAGCAGAAUACCAAUUUUGCCGCAACAAUCUCAAGCCUUACGGCCACUUUUUUCUCGCUCUCCUCGUGAAUCUCAUGGUUUAUCCGAUCAUAGCACAUCAAUGGACACCCCAAUCGGAAUUAGCAAUUAUUGCUUUCGCUCUCACACUUUCGACUCUCUGCCAUUUUGCCUGGAAAGAUUCAUCACGAUUUCCCGACUUUUUGGCUCUCCUCAGCUUCGGGGUUCACGUUCUAGCCAAAUAUCCCUACGAAACUGAUAUCGUUGUUGCACAAACCUGGAGAUUUCUCGAUAUUCGAGUUCCCACUUUCGCUUCAUACGUCGUUGGCAACGGAAUCGAAUUUUGUCUUAAUUUUCGCGCUGUUUUCUACCUCCUCAUACCUGCGGUGUUCGCCAAAAUGGCUGCACGUGAUAAUUGGCGAGGCACUUAUAAAACACUUAUUCCACAUUGUGUGACUCUCAGUUGGUGGCAAAUCGCGAUACUGAGCUCUCAAGGCGCUACCUGGUAUGGUCUCAUUAGAGGUGCUCUCGCUCUCGUUGGCAUGGUCCUCUUCAUUCCCAUUGCCAGCUUAGCUUCCAUCGUUUUGCCUAUCAUAGCAGCCACCAAAUAUCUCGCCGAGAGCGAAUUAAUCAUUCGAAUCGCUAUCACUGCUAUACUCGGCGUUCUGCCCUUUUUUGCCUCAUGGUAUCUCAAGAGAGCAAGAACCUUGAAAUUCAAUUGGAUCAUCACGUGUAUUCAGCUGGGUCUUGGACUGGUAGCAGGAACAUUUUUGUCCUGGCCAAUGAUACAAGACUAUAAACAGAACGAUGGAUCAGACCCGAGUGUGGGAAUGGUGACAACACUGAGUUGGGAGCAAUACCAAAAUUAUUGUCAUCAAUCGGCGUGGGAGGAAACGUCGUCCAAGGCUCAAGUUCAGGUGCAAUGUGCACAGUUGGAAGGAGCGAUGAUAUCGUGGGAAGGUUACGUAACGAACGUGCGUUUGAAAUCGAUCGACAAUAAGCUGGGCACGAUAUUGAACAAAUUUCCGCAUUUUGUGAGUGAACCAUUGAGUUGUUUGUGGGGUGAUGAAAUCGAGGACGAUUGUCGAAUGGUGGACCUGCUCCGACGAAAAUCAUGCCAAACAAUACCCAGAACAAAUCUCCGAGGAAGAAAAGAAAAAUGUCAUUUGUUCGGUUGGAAUCGAUACGAAUUUGAGAUUUUUGUCAAAAUGAAAAAUCACAUUUGGGGCAGCAAUGCCGAAAUCGUGCUGAUCGGCGAUCACUCUUUCACGAAUUUUAGUCUGAACAUUUAUCCUGGUGAUAAAAUACGAUUUUCCGGAAUUUUAACGAAUCAAGGCUUACAAAGCGAAUCUUUGCUCGGCGGUGCUCGACCACACGUUGAUCUCGAUGAUGUCGCUUGCAUUGCUUGCCACGUUACCGAAUUGCAAUCUACCAAACGGCAGAGAUAUGAAUUUACUGUUAGCUCCGUCACUCAAACCUUCUAUCUUGGAACUAAACUUAUUCUUAAUUUCCUGUUCAACCCACUCGUUAUUUUCAAAUAAAAAAUUAUCAAAAUGAUCACAAAAAAAUUAUUCUUUGCGAUGGAUAAGUAAAAAAAUUAUUUUUUAUUUUUGAUCGAGAAUCGCAGAUCAUAGUAAUCGCGAAUUUUAUAAACUCAUUUUACUCUGUCUCCCCCCCCCCCCCCCCACACUGGUAGAAAAAUUGAGAAAUUUAACGGCGGCUACACUAAUCAAAUGUAUAAAUCAGUCGUAACGAUUCGAAAGAAUUACAUUAUUUUUUAAAACUUUAUUAUUUAGUAUAAAUUCACUCGAUUACUUUUUACUACAAAACUACUGUUAGUUGAGCCUCGUAACUUCAGUCGAGCUCGCGAAUAGCACUGCGAAUAAAAACGCAAUCGCCAUAACACUUUAGUACCUUAUUCUCCCUGGUCAUUAACAAAAACAAUUCUAAUUAAAGAUCCUCGUGCCAUGCACGUUAUUCAUACGUCAGUUAAACUUAGUCCAGUUACCACCACACACCUAUAGCCAAAUACUGCAAUAGGCAAAAGCAGAAGAAUGCAAAACCCAUCACAUCAACCAGUGAACCAGUCACAGCGACUCCGCGAAAAUAUUUUUUUCCAUUCUCCAUACAUUGAACCUGUUAAUUCUUGUUAUUAUAGAAAAUCUACUUUCUUUUUUAAUCACUCAUGUUCUCAAUCGAAAACGAUAUGCUCCUUAAAUUCUAUUCGAUCGAAACUCUACUGAAUCUGUUGAUAACAUUGCUUUUUGUUGAAGGAAAAAAAUGGAGAAUCCUAACGUGAAAUUGUAUCGUUCCUUAUUUUUCUUCAUCAUGCCAAUUUCAUGCGAUUACUUCAUCAUUAUACUUCCGUAAAACAAGCACUAUACAAAUAUUUUCGAAUUAUGAAAUAUUUACAUUAUAGAAAAAAAAUAGAAAGAGUACGAAAAUCGUUAAUUUGACGAUUUCAUCGUCAUCGAUUAAAACAAACAAUUUUACCGAAACGUGGCUACGUUGAUUGGUCAUCAAAGUUAUUCAUUUACAAAAAAAUCAAUCAGCCUCGAUAUAUUCAAGGGAAAAUAUCGCGAGGGUCUUGCCCUUCGAAAUUCUCAGAUCUACACCAGGCAUAUUCUUGAUAGAACGAUUUGCAGAUCCAUUCGUACAGUGACGUAAGAAACCGGUGAAACAAAAUGAUCUUUGACGACCACUUCAAAAGUUCAAUGCCCCAAAAAUAUUUGAUCUAUUGAAUAGAACGAAAUAAGACAUUCGUAGAUCAUCACGUUUCAUUCGUUCUUUUCGUCACUGCAUUUGUUCCUAUAGUUCGUACCACGUUUUAUUUGAGACUCAAAAUCAAUUAUUGUUAAAUGCAAAUGUAAUACCUCCAUGUAUUUUACUAUAGAAUAUAUACAUCUAUAUAUUUUAUGUUGCAUAAUAUUGUAAUAUAUCUUAAUGCCAGUUCGAGAAAGAUACACGAUCACAUAUUUUUAUAUUAUUAUUAAUUUUCAUUCUUAAUAUGAGUAUUGCGACAAGAGCAACGUGGUAUACUAGAUUUUUUUAUUUACACGAUCAUUUUAGUCCGUUAAUUAACUCGCUCAGGUUACAAAACCGUUGUGAAAAUAGAGGAGUGCUGAAAAAUCUUGAUAAAACGGCACUACAUCGAAAAACUCCGAACUGCGUUAGUGAGGAUGGAAAUUUAAUGAAAAUAUCACAUUUCAGUCCAACAUUUUUUUUUCUAAUUGCAAACCAAUUUCAAUUUUAGUUUUAUUUUUUGCAUCACAGCACAAUGUCAUAUUACGCUGAUUCAAUUUUUUUUCGCUACUGUCAUCGUUGUGCGGUCGCGACUUGUCGAUUAGAAAAAUCUAGGAAACUUAGGAUGGACCACAUCGAAAAAGCAUGUGAAUUAAUCGAUGUGUAGAUCUGUACAAAGCAAGAAUAAGUGUUUGACUGAAAUGAUCAAUAUUUAAAGGAGUUUAUGACUUUAGAAACAAACGGAAUCUCGUGGAGAGGGAAAUGAGAAGGAGAAAAUAGAAAAUAUGUGUGUAUAUAGGAUGCAUAUAUGGGCAGAUCCAUUGCUUUUCGAUCGCAGCCCGCAGGCUUGUUAAAAAAAACGAUCCUUGGAAUUUGAACCCAAGAAAUCUUGGAUCUUGAGAAAUUUUUGAAAAGUCACUAUUUCACCUCGUUUGGUUAAAGUAGUAGAACGAGAUGCUGAUAAAAGAGGAUUUUCGUUUAGGGCUGAAAACCAUUUUUUUAAAUUACAAGACUCCAAGAGAAGAACGCUGUUCCAUUAAAAUCUUCAAAUGUCAAAAAGGCUAAAAAAUUGGCUUAAAAAGUUCCAAAAAUUUCUGUAGUCACGAGAUUUCUUUACAUUAAUUUCUAAUUUCCAGGAUUGUCUUAUUAAUUAACCUACUUUUUUUAAAUAUAAUUAGCAGUCAAAUCGCUGGCCUGUGCCCACAGACCGCAGUCGAAAAGUCAAGGAUCUACCCAUACAAUGAAUAUAUAUGUAUGUGCCUUCAUGUUAAUUCCUUUGAUCAAUAAAUCUGUAGCGAUUAUUUCCUGUUGAAAAAUCCGCUAAAUGUGUACUUAGAAGUGGGCUCGUUUUUCUCAUUGUAUUCGUCAUGAGGGAAGAUAGAGCACGAAUACAAUUGUUAAAAUUUCCUAGUACUAAAUGCAUUAUCUGCUGUGUACGUGUAUUUUGUUGUGCUGCUGAAAUUUUUCGGAGUUUAGAUUUUAUUAUAUUUUAGUCGAUUGUUGAACGUUUGAAAAAACGAGGAAGCACAAUAAUGAAGUAUUUUGUGUUGACAAAAUCUCAACACAAAUUUCGACGUCACAUUUCUGUUUGGAUCUGUGCAUAAAAUACGAUUGAAAAACUAAUUGUGUAAAAUUGAUGGCCUGGCAUCGAGAAGUUAUCGACGAGUUUGUUAUUUUGUUCGACACAUUUUCGUGGGUCGAUUCAAGUUAAUUUUUUGCCAAGUAAUGCAAAUGAUAAAAAUGAUUUUUCUAAUGUUUUCACUGACUCGACUGGGCAAAUUUACACUCGGUGCAAAUUCACGUACAGUUAUUUUUUAUAUCAAUCGUAAUUUGAGAAUAAAAUAUUUCAUUGAUUAUAAUGUAAAAUCUUAGAAAAUACAUCGAAACAAAUGAAAAUUGAGCAAAUAUCGAUCAUGCGAUAAUUCAAAUGAAUCACGACGAUAGUAAAAAUUGCAGUCGUUAUCAGAAUAAUAAAAAUAUCUUGCUAUAUUUA